AUGUUGGCAGGUGCGUUAGUUCUGGGCACCAUCCUUACAGCUUUACCAGGUAUUCAGAGUAGGUGGAGCGUGUCCUUUUCUAGGAGGGAGAUCUGUGUGUGGGCAGGAACAACCGUCACUCUGCCCUGCCGUUAUGACUACCCAUCAGGUCACAAUGUGAAGCGGGUCAUGUGGUUCCGUGUGUCUGCAGAAGGUCGCAGGGAGUUCGCUCACCACACUGACCCCAACGAGAUCAGCCUGUCGUACCGCGGACGCACCCGCUACAUCGGAGGCAGCUACUCCAGCUGUUCAGUCCAGAUUCGGGUUGUCAAGCUGAGUGAUGCAGGCCAGUACCACUUCAGGUUUGAGACAGACCAACCACUGGGGAGGUGGACCUCCCCGAACACCAUCACUCUGGAUGUAACAGACCUCCAGGUCCAGGUGCAUCCAGCAAGGCCCGCCAACAUGUUUGGCUUCGGAGAGACUGUGUUUGUAGGCUGCCAGGCCAGAGGAUGUGCUGCUCCAGGGAGGAGCCUUGCACUGUACAGGAACGGACUGAACCUCGGCUCCUACGAGAAAUGGAUGAUCAUCAACCGCUUUGACCAGGAGCAUGCUGGAGCAUACGCCUGUCGACCAAUCCCACCACAGAACGUACAGUCUCCAUCCGUCUCGCUGGCUCUGGGGCACGGUCCCAGCUUCACCUCCAUAGCGGUCUUCCCCGUGGGGGAGGUUUCAGAGGGGGGGUCGGUCACUCUUACGUGCAGUAGUGACGCAGCUCCGCCUGUAGAGAGCUUUGCAUGGUUCAAAGACAUGGAGAGUGGCAGCAUCCCAGACAGUUUUAGGCCUCGGCUCCGCCUGUCCCACCUCAAAUACACGGACAGAGGAGAGUACUUCUGUGUAGCACGCAACUCACUGGGAACAGACCGCUCCAAACCACUUCUACUCAAUGUCACGUACUCUCCAAAGAACACGCGUGUGCUGCUGAGUCCUCCAGCUGACAUCAGAGAAGGCUCCUAUGUGACCAUGAGCUGUGUCAGCCACGCCCACCCACCUGCCAGCAGGUAUGCUUGGUAUCGUAUCCUAGGUGACCAGGUGUUGGCUAAAGGAACCUUCCAGAACCUGACGUUCUCCUCGGCGCGUGCUCACCAUGCUGGUCAGUACUACUGCAAAGCGUGGAACCAGUUCGGAUACCACACCUCCCCUGUCGCUACACUCACUAUACUUUACCCUCCUAAGAACACAUCAGUUCUAGCUCGUCCCUCCAGCGUGGUGGAUGCUGGCCGACCUUUGACCUUAACCUGCAGCAGUCAGGCCAACCCGGCAGUGGACAACUUCACAUGGCACCGCUUAGCUCUGGACGGGGGCUCUGUACAAUCGUGGGGCAGCAAGUCCGGUCCUGUCUUCACCUUCUCGGAGGUCGGCCCUAGAGAGAGCGGACAGUACUACUGCGAGGCCAGGAAUCGAAUCGGAGCCCACAGCUCUCCUGUCCUCACUGUGCGAGUCAGAGGUCGUCUUAAGGUCAUUGCCUUGGCGUCAGCAGUAGGAGUGUCUGCUGGACUCAUCACUCUCACAGUGGCCAUUAUGAUCAGUAAGAACAUGCACAGAGUAGACACGGAGUCAGGAGAAGUAGCAAACAAGCGUCCGUCAGUGACAGCUGACACCAUGUUCUAUGAGUCAACCCAACAAACCUUUCCAGUGAAAGAGGGCAAGAUGUCCGACAUACCGGAGGAGCCAGAGGACUUGAGUGACAGCACCCACCCUGCCAUUGUUCCUCUGAAAGAUGCUCCACCGAUCACAGAAGUUGAAACUCAAAGCCCCGCCGCCAACUACACCACUGUCCACCACUCCAAGUUGUCCAGUGUGGACCAGGUGCAGGUCCACAACCUGCCACUGGGUGGCGAUAAAAAGCCGAUGGAUUCCUCCAAAGUUGUUUACACUUUACUGCACCAGCCUCGCCACUGACCGGGAGACAAAUCAGCUGAACAACAAAUCAGUCUUCCUCAUGUGAACCAAUCGCUUUACUUCCAAUCACAUCGUAGGACAGGAAACGACUCCUCGUGAACUCUGACGAUGCCUUAUGCCGCUCUGGGUCGGACAUGUCGUUAUGGAUUCUCCACCAGACCGCGAGGACAACGUGUGGU
Anarrhichthys ocellatus (wolf-eel) is the source of this 2120-nucleotide messenger RNA. RefSeq names its product B-cell receptor CD22. The transcript is spliced from 18 exons. The coding region runs from base 1 to 1941 and encodes 646 amino acids. Lineage: Eukaryota; Metazoa; Chordata; Actinopteri; Perciformes; Anarhichadidae. The record is from RefSeq and is a predicted model, not a curated record.